AUGAAGUUCGCUCUCAUAUUGGUCGCAGUGGUCACACUUGCAUCGGCCUUCGAUUUCCCCGAAGAAUGGAAAGCCUGGAAAGAGAAAUACGGCAAGAUCUACGAUGACGAUAUAACCGAGCUCCGUCGUCACGCCAUCUGGCAGGCCAACAAGAAGUACGUGGACGAGCACAAUGAGCACCUUGCCCAGCCCCUCGGCUUCACUCUCGCAAUCAACGAGUAUUCGGACCUGGACUCCGCCGAGUUUGCCAAGCAGCUGACGGGGCUCAUCGGCAACCCCACGGUGGAUCCGAGCGUCAAGCGUCACACCGCUACCCCAGGCGCCAUCCCUGACAGUGUGGACUGGCGUACCAAGGGGAUCGUCACACCGGUAAAAAACCAGGGCCAGUGCGGCUCCUGCUGGGCCUUUAGCGCAACUGGAGGUCUGGAGGGACAGCACGCUCUCGUGACCGGUAAUCUGGUAUCCCUGAGCGAGCAGAACCUCGUGGACUGCUCCCAAGCUCAGGGAGAUGAGGGUUGCAACGGUGGGUGGCCUUUCUGGGCCUUUGAGUAUGUUAUCACUAACGACGGUAUCGACCUGGAGAAAGACUACCCAUAUGUUGCCCGCGACGAGACCUGCCGCUUCAAGGCAGCUGACGUCGGCUCCACCUGCAGUAGUUAUGAGAUGGUCACAGAAGACAGCGAGGUAGCACUGACCGAUGCAAUUGCCAAUGUUGGUCCAAUCUCGGUGGCAAUCGAUGCCUCUCAUGCCAGCUUCCAGAUGUACAGCAGUGGAAUCUACUACGAGCCAUCCUGCUCCACUACUGAGCUGGACCAUGCAGUUCUUGCCGUCGGCUAUGGAUCCGAUAAUGGCCAGGACUACUACAUUGUGAAGAACAGCUGGGGCGAAACCUGGGGGAUGAAAGGCUACAUCGACAUGAGCAGGAACCGCAACAACAACUGCGGCAUCGCCUCCAAGGCCUCUUACCCUAUCGUCAAAUCUUAG
This is a messenger RNA of Geodia barretti, 984 nucleotides long. NCBI's taxonomy places the organism in Eukaryota, Metazoa, Porifera, Demospongiae, Tetractinellida, Geodiidae. The record is from the annotation of a GenBank genome assembly.